ACCAAAUUAAUUGUUUACCCCAUAGGCAAAAAAGAAGAGCGAUGAUUCUCAGAUUGAUAAAUCGGUCGGAAUGUUACUCUACUCGUUUGCAACGGGAAAUGUGAAGACGCCAGAAAGAUUGAACAUGAUGGUUGACUACAUUUACUCUGGAAAAAUUGCAUCUCAAGCUCAGCUUACAGGUAAGGCCAAAGAGAAAAAUACUUGGGUUCCCGACCCUACAUGAUUAUGAUUAUCAAUUGUUCUUUCAGCUGCAAUGGAGUAUUUGAAGGCCAAACCAGUGGACCCUGUUGAAGUGAAGGAAUUUGAAAAUGCUUGCGGUGUUGGUGUUAAAAUUACGCCUGAUCAAAUUGAAGAAUGUGUAAGUAUUAGUCUGUCAGUCAGACUCAGACCCAUUUAUAGGUUAACCGUUAAAUGCAACAGUCCUUGAACAUAUUCAUUUGGUUAUUUGAAAGUUAGUUAGAGGUCCAUUCAUUUACUGUUUGGUUCUUUUUUCAUGUCGACAGAUUGAGAAGCUUGUUGCUGUCAACAAAGAUGAAAUUUUAAAGAAAAGAUACAAAUUUAACACUGGCAUGAUUAUGGGUAUGGGAGUAUUGACCGUGAUAUCUUUGUAAUGGUGACUAAAUUCAAGGGUGACUCUCAGGGGUUUUUAGGGAACAAGCCAGGACAUAUUUUGCAACAGGAUUUACACAGGAACAAAGCAGAAAACACGGUCACAGGGCUGCAAAUAAAUAUUUGACUUCACAGGACAUUUGUCCGAUCACUUUUAAUUUUGGUCGGACAUAACUUGAAUUUGGUUGGACAAAAACCAACAUCACUACCUUUUGAUUGGACAUAUAUACGUCACAAGAUAUAUAUAAAUCACGAGACAAGUAUGUAUGUAUAUAGCCAUUCCGGCGCAACGUUAAGUAAAAUGCUAGAAUGCUUCGUUGAGUGAAUUUGCAAUCGGAUUUUGUCACAGCAAAAAAAGUAUAAUUUUUUUGUGAUCGGACCAAUGUCUGAUCAAAAUGACUUUUGCUCGGACAUUUGCCAAAUUUAGUCGGACAUUGCCCGAUGUCCGACGGUAAUUUGCAGCCCUGCGGUCACAACAUGUAAGCUGAGGAACAAUGCAACAUGUUGAAAUCUUUUUGGGGAAUAUGGGAAAAAAUGAAAAAUUUUGAAGUGGAUAUGAGAACAACCCCUUCCCCCCCCCCCUUCACAAACCUUAAAGGUUUAUAACAGUUGUGAUAUUGUGGUAUUGUUUUAGCCAAAGCCAGAGCAGAACUAAAAUGGGCAGAUGGUAAAGCAUUGAAAGCAGAACUUGACAUGGAGGUAAAUUAUGGAUUAAAGUAUAAUAUGAAAAUUAUUUUAGGAAUAUUUUGUUUUUGGCAUUGAGGGUUUACUGUUUCCUGAGCAUUAAAAUCUUAAAAUGAGUAAAAUUGAAAUGUUGUAAAAUGAGGAAAAUAUAGCCCUGUGAAGUUUGCAAAUUUUGUAUAUAUAUAUUUGCAUUACGCACUGGAAAAAUAACCAUUUUUUUGCUGAAAGUGGUUAUUUUUCCCGCGCGUAUUACAAAUAUAUACAAAAUUUGCAAACCUCACAGGGCUAUAUUUGCUUCAUGUUACAACAUUUAGCAACCAAUCUUUGCAGUUUUACUCAUUCUAAGAUGCUCUUUCUAGCUGUGGUGUUGGAUUUCGUACUUCUUGCCUAGAUCAAAAUUUAGUCUCUGGCUGGAGUAAUCCAUUAUAAUGCAUUUUUUUCUGAUACUCUAAUUUUUCAGCUCCUUGAUUUGCUGGGACCAAAAACUGAAGACGACAUGAAGAAGCCGAAAUCAGAAAAGGUGAAAAACUAAGCUGUCUAAGCCGUGUUUGAGGUUUCAUUUGUACAUUGAUUUGAAAAUUGAAUACAAGUCGUUUUGCCCCCGGGUCGAAUCGCCCCAAGUCAUUUCGCCCCCAAGAGGCUAAGUCGAUUCGUCUCAAUGUUUUGUUGCCAAAGAACUUCAAAUGAUGGAUAUAUUAAAAAUAUAGUCAAGAAUACACAGACAUAUAAAUGUUGUCAUUGUCACUGAGUAACUAUUUGCAAGCUACCGUUACGCGUGUGAUUUUUUUCAUGUUUACGUUUCAAACAUUUUAUAUUAUCUGUUUCAUUCCAUACAUACUUGAAGGAUGAGUAUAAUACCGGGACUGAGUCAUUUUUCUAUUUAUAAUUUGAUAUUCUUUCAUUUUUAAAUUAUUAUCUUUCAUAUUCUUAAAAACUAAUCACCGCGUUGAUUAAUACAGACUUUGUCAAACCUUUUCGCGCUUUUAAUUUGUUUUCGUUUGAAAUGUUACGUUUUGUCAGUAAUUCUGUCACCUUACACUGUAAUAGUGAAUAGGUUUUUGAUUUUUGCGCGUUUGCCGUUUGAUCCAUAUGUCCACAAUACUCGCAAAUAUGGGCUAGUUUGUUAGAGUUUGUAAGAGAUAUUAAAUUCACUAGCUAACUUGGGGGCGAAACGACUUGGGGCGAAACGACUUGGGGGCGAAACGUCUGGGGGCGAAACGACUUGGGGGCGAAACGACCGGAUACCUGAAAAUUUAUGAUAUUUUGACAGGCUCCUUCAUCAAAGUCUGGCAGUGAAGGCUCAACCGCCAAAAACAAAGCAAAGCCUGCUAACAAAGGUAAUAAUAUUUCCAACUUGGCGAUUCAGUGUAGGUAGUAUUCUACAAGAUGGUUUGCUGAUUGUGAUAAAGUUUUUUUCUUCUGCAUGUAGAAACUAAAACUGAAGAGGUAUCAUUGGCAGAUUUGGGUGGAGAAGCUGCCAAAUUUCAUCAGCCAGGUACAAAUCAUUCUUUCUCUUUUGUUUUAACAAUUUUAUUGAAAAACUUCCAACCAAACGGCUGUUGUGUCCGGGAAUAGGUCCAUUACAAAAAUAAUAUUGUUAACUAUAGGUGAAAAUUAUCUAACGCCUGGUUACGUUGUGACGCCAAAAACGAUGGAGCUAUUAAAAGAACAUUUGAAGCAAACGGGAGGGAAGGUAGAAUCAUUUAAUUUCUUAUUUAUGUCUUUUACGUUACGUUUGGAAUUGAGGUUUUGACACAUGGCACAAACCUCGCUUCAAAUUGGCGAUAAAUAUUAGGUUUAUAAAUGGUUUUUAUCCCUAGGUUGUGACGCGGUUUCCUCCAGAGCCGAACGGAAUUCUUCAUAUUGGGCAUGCGAAGGCAAUUAACUUCAAUUUUGGAUAUGCUAAGGUAUAUGGUUUAGUUUAGUUUUAGUUUUAGUUUAGUUUAGUUUAGUAUACGACAGUCGCCUAGCUACACACAUAAACAGUUGUACACUCAGAGUAACAUCACAAGCAUCAUAUUCACCUUAGUACAUUACACCAACACAGAAAAAAUCAAUCUUGUUGAUAUUAUCAGACUUGUAGCGAGGUUGUUCCAACAAGUCUGAUACAGUCAUGAUAUAACAAUGUUGUACAAGUUGUUUAAACAGCUUGUAACAAUCUUGUUGAUAUUAUCAGACUUGUAGCAAGGUUGUUCCAACACGUCCGAUACAGUCAUGAUAUAACAAUCUUGUUACAAUCGUAUGUUGUCAAUCUUGUAACAUUCUUGUUAUAUCAUGACUGUAGCAGACUUGCUAGAACAACCUUGUAACAAGUCUGAUAAUGCCAUCAAGCUUGUUACAAGUUGUUAACAGCUUUUAACAAUCUUGUUGAUAUUAUCAGACUUGUAGCAAGGUUGUUCCAACAAGUCCGAUACAGUCAUGAUAUAACAAUGUUGUUACAAUCGUAUUUUGUGAAUCUUGUAACAUUCUUGUUAUAUCACGACUGUAUCAGACUUGUUAGAACAACCUUGUUUUUAAGGCGUUUGGUACACGAGAAGCGACAUUUGAAACAGACCUUUACAGAAAAGAGUGUAUUUUUAGGCUCAUGGUGGGAUAUGCUACCUUCGUUAUGACGACACGAACCCAGAGAAAGAAGAAGAGAGAUUUUUCCGAGGAAUCCAAGAGGAUGUUGCUUGGCUCGGUAUAAGUUAUAUCAUGACGUAUAUGGGUUAAUCCAACACUGGGAUCUGUCCCUGUGGGUCUGAUAAUAUAUUUGCUUUAUUUAAAGGUUUCAAGCCGUACAAGAUCACGCAUGCGUCAGAUAAUUUCGACAAACUUUAUGAUUUCGCCGUUGAAUUGAUCAAGAGGUAAGAUCAAUCAAUCAAUCAAAACCUUUAUUCAAACACGGUAAAAUCUACAGUAUUGGACAAGAAUAACAUUUUGAAACAAAUAUACAAAGAGAACUAUAUAUAUAUUAAUUAGAACUGAUAAAGCUAUCCAGUAUAAGGCGUAAAAAAACUACCUGUGGUUCCGGUUCCCAACCGACCCUAUUUUUUUCUACCGACCCUAUUAUUUUUUCAACGCGAUUGACCGUGCGACCCUAUUUUCUCCGGGUGGUUGCGGGCUGCUGCCAAAAUGGCGUCUGUUGUCACACUAAUUAUUGAAAAAACCAUGAAAAAAAUAUUCAAAAAAAAAUUAUUUCCGACCUACCGACCCUAACUUUUUCGCGACAUGAAACCGGAACCACAGGUGUUUUUGUUUUACGCCUAAAUAAAAUUUAAAGAAAAAAUAUUUUCUUCCUUUCUGUGAAGUGGGCAAGCUCGUGUUUGUUGGUUAAAUGUUUUUAUUACUUCAGAAACAAAGCUUAUGUGUGUCAUCAACAAUACGAAGAGAUAAAGGGUCACAAUCCUCCGCCCAGUCCCUGGAGAGAUCGACCGAUAGAGGAAUCGCUUCGUCUCUUUGAAGACAUGAAGAAUGGCAAGAUUGACGAGGGAGAGGUAUACCGUUGUUUGCGUCUAACGAUGAACAAUUAGCCUUUCUCACGACCCAUUUUCCCGCCAUGCGAUGUUUUAGUAUUGUAGUUGUUUGUAUAAUGGUAAAUUUACAGUUACAACUUUUAAAACAUGCGACUUUUUAGUAUUGUAGUUGUUUGUAUAAUGGUAAAUUUACAGAUACAACUUUUAAAACUCGCUUUUCACGUUGUCUGAAUACUAGAUUCCCCGUAUUAUGUUUUCGUAGCGCUUUGCAUUGUGGUUAUAGUGGUAUCACUGAUAUUCAAGAUGGCUUAUUUUUUAUAUUUGAUUGAUUCAAUAAUCGAUUGAUUGAAUAAUACAAUAGAUUAAUUUUAAUUUCAAGAUUGAUUGAUUGAAUUGAUUGGUAAAUUAAUUUAUUGAAUGGAUGAUUGUAUUGAUUGGUUACCGAUAUUAAUAAUAUUCCAUAAUAUAAUCAAGUAAUUAAUUAAUAAUAAUUAAUAAUUAGUAUUUAUAAUUAAUUAGUAAUAUAAUAUAAUAUAAUAAUAUAAUUAAUUAUAUAAUGUAAUUAAUAAUAUAGUAUAAUAUAAUAAUUAAUUAAUAAUGUAUUUAAUUAAUUGGAUAUUUGAUUGAUUAGAUGUUUUAUCGAUCAGAUAAUUUAUUGAUUGAUUUAUUGACUAAUUUUAAAACUAGGCAAGGAGAUGCAAAUAAAUCACCACAGCUAGAAAGAGCAAACUAAAAUUAGUAAAAUUACAAAGUUUGGUUGCGAAAUGUUGUAAAAUGCGGAAAAUAUAGCGUUGCAAAGUUCGCAAAUUUUGUAUACUUUUUUGUUGCGUGCGGAAAUUCCUACCAUAUUCCUACCACAUUUGGGAUGAAAAUGGUAACAAUUUUCUUUCUUGACAGGCGACGCUUCGUAUGAAAUUCACAAUGGAUGAUGGAAAGAUCGACCCAGUCGCAUAUCGUAUGAAGUUUACACCUCAUCCGCAGUCUGGUGAUAAGUGGUAAGCCCAUUGUCUGUUUGGCAAGAGAAAUAUUACUACAGGACACGGGAAAACCUAACAUUGUCUAUUUUCUCUAGGUGUAUUUAUCCCACAUACGACUUCACUCACUGUAUUUGUGACUCGAUUGAAAAUAUAACGCAUUCUUUAUGCACCAAAGAAUUUCAAAACAGGUAAACAUAGCCUAGUCCCAGGCCUUCCCGCUUGACCGGAGUCGGAUUUUGAACCACAGCAGCGAAGGAAAACCAGUCUGAUAUUAUUCCUGGUUGCUGUGAAAUAGCAAACUUCAAAUUUACUUUUAUUUUUUAGACGCUCAGCGUAUUAUUGGUUGAACAACUCUCUGGAUAUUUACUGCCCUGUGCAGUGGGAAUAUGGAAGAUUAAACAUGAAUUAUUCUGUUGUUUCAAAACGAAAAAUCGCGAAAUUGAUACACGAAGGAAUUGUGAAGUGAGUGAAUGUUGUUUGUUCGUUUAUUCAUGCAGGGAUGGAUCCAGCAUGAUCUGGUAGGGGGUGCCGACUGCCGAGUUGUGUCGGUGAUGUAUGCCGCCCGCCCAUCAACUACUGUAUUUGAAUUGUAAUUGACCAUUUGCAUUAUAGACUAAAUUUUGAUCUAGACAAAAAUUUCAUCACAGCUUGAAAGAGCAUCACAAAAUUAGUAAUAUUCCAAAGUUUCGUUGCGAAAUGUUGUAAAAUGCGGAUAAUAUAGCCUUGCGAAGUUUGCCGUUUUUCAGUCAUUUUGUAUUACGCACAGGAAAUUGACAGCCCAAUCGGGCGUUGGGGCAUCAAUUUCCCGUUUGUAAUACAAAAUGACUGAAAAUUGCAAAUUUCGCAAGGCUAUAUUAUCCGCAUUUUACAACAUUUCGCAACGAAACGUCGGAAUAUUACUAAUUUUGUGAUGCUUUUUCAAGCUGUGAUAAAAUUUUUGUCUAGAUCAAAAUUUAGUCUAUAAUGCAAAUGGUCCAUUGUUGUUCUCAAAUUACUGUAUCUCAUUUUGUCUUUUUUGCUUUAUCAUGAAAAAUAACACCCCCUGCACUUCCUCUGGUUUGGAGGGCGCACCCCCCCCCUCCCCGCACCCCCAGUAAAUCCAUCUCUGUAUUCAUGUAAAAAGGACUUAUAUAACUUGGUAACUAUAAACUUUCAGAGAUUGGGACGACCCAAGAUUGUUCACGUUAACCGCAUUACGUCGAAGAGGAUUUCCACCUGAAGCGGUCAAUGCAUUUUGUUCAAAGGUAAAAUACGACUUGUAUUCUUAACAGUAUAUACACACGCCUAUAUAUGCACACGCUUCAUGGGCUGCUUAUGGUUGCAUUCAACAAUGUUAGAUGUCGAGUCAACACGUUUGAUUGGAUUGAAAGGCCUUGAUAUUUAUGUACGUAGUAUUGUAUUUUUGUUCAUUUUGCUUAAGGUCGGUGUAACAAUGGCUCAGGUCACCAUAGACCCAGAGAUGUUAGAAUCUUGUGUAAGAGAUGUUCUAAAUAAUACCGCUGUAAGGUAAGGAGAAACUUAGAUUUUUUAGAAAAUCCAUUUUUUUAGAAAUUAAGUAAACAAGUUCAUUUCUUGCCGCUCGAUAUAAGACAAGAUAAGAUAAGAUAAGAUAAGAUGAGGUAUUUUAUUUUCGUUCCAGAGUUAUGGCUGUGUUCGAUCCUAUAAAAGUGACCAUUACAAAUUUCCCUUCAGACAAAGUAAGAAGAAUAGUUUAUUGAACUAAAACAACAUUAUUUAGUACUUUAAUAAACUAACCUUAUUUAUACUGGUUAGUUCUAUACCAGUUCUAAACUGUUCUUCCUAGAGAUCCAGUAAGGAUUAUCUCUUAUUGAUCCAGUGUUACUACAGGAGGAAAUCUAAAUUAAACAAACUUUAUUUAUACUGGAUAGCUCUAUCAGUUCUAAACUGUUCUUCCUAGAGGUUCAGUAAGGAUAAUCUCUUAUUGAACCAGGGUUACUACAGGAGGAAAUCUAAACUAAACAAACUUUAUUUAUACUGGAUAGCUCUAUCAGUUCUAAACUGUUCUUCCUAGAGGUCCAGUAAGGAUCAUCUCUAUAUUGAUCCAGUGUUACUACAGGAGGAAACCUAAACUAAACUAACUUUGUUUAUACUGGAUAACUCUAUCAGUUCUAAACUGUUCUUCCUAGAGGUCCAGUAAGGAUCAUCUCUAUAUUGAUCCAGUGUUACUACAGGAGGAAACCUAAACUAAACUAACUUUGUUUAUACUGGAUAACUCUAUCAGUUCUAAACUGUUCUUCCUAGAGGUCCAGUAAGGAUCAUCUCUAUAUUGAUCCAGUGUUACUACAGGAGGAAACCUAAACUAAACUAACUUUAUUUAUACUGGAUAACUCUAUCAGUUCUAAACUGUUCUCCCUAGAGGUCCAGUAAGGAUCAUCUCUUAUUGAUGCAGUGUUACUACAGGAGGAAACCUAAACUAAAAUAGCUCUGUGAGUUCUAAUUAAUCCCAAUAUCUCUUUCAGCCUAUACAGAUAACUGUGCCAAAUAUCCCUCAUGACGAAUCUAAGGGAUCUCAUCAAAUUCCUUUCGAUCGAGUCACGUAUAUCGACCGCUCCGACUUCAAAGAGGUAGUGUAUGAUGUUGAAAGAAGUUCCGUGCUGUUCUAAACUAACUUAUCACAUGCACUUAUGUUUUCUUUCUAAUUUCCCGUCUUACAAUUUGCCGAAGGUGAACGAGAAAGGUUACAAAAGACUGAGUCCAGAGCAAAGUGUUGGAUUACGUCAUGCGGGUUACGUCAUCUCGGUACAGGAAGUUAUCAAGGUACUGGGGACGUAAAUUUGAAUUUUACAUUAAAGUUAGAAACAUCAGAUUAGAACAUUUCAUUAGAACAUCCGUAAUUACAUUGUUACAGGAUUGCAAACAAGUUGUUACAAAUCUGUUCACAAGCUGUCGACAAGUUGUGUUCGCACUGCUUGUUCCCAGUUGUUGGAACAAGUUUGGAACAAGCUGUUAACCACUUGUAACAAGCUUGAUGGCAUUAUCAGACUUGUCACAAGGUUGUUCUAACAAGUCUGAUACAGUCAGUCAUGAUAUAACAAGAAUGUUGCGUGCAAGGUUGAUGACACAAGGUUGUAACAAUAUUGUUAUGUUGUGACUUUAUCGGACUUGUUGGAACAACCUUGCAACAAGUCUGAUAAUAUCAACAAGGUUGUUACAAGUUGUUAACAGCUUGUUCCAUACUUGUUGACAACUUGGGACAAGCAGUGCGAACACAACUUGUUGACAGCUUGUUGACAGACUUGCUACAAGAUGUGAGAAUUUUGCGCGUGUAUGCAAUAAUUUUCUCCCAUGAAUUGCGUCAGAAAGAUUACCAGUUAGUCAUGGCGGUCUUCCGGCAUCAUUUUGGAACAAUCGAUACUCCAUCCAGUUUUGUAUCCAGAUCAGUAAUCCAGUUUUAACCUCUAUUUUCUCCAUAGGACGCCCAAGGCAACGUGACAGAACUCAAAACUACAUGCGAAAGUGUAUCUAAAACGGCAAAACCAAAAGGUUUCAUUCACUGGGUGUCCUCGCCGAUAUCUUGCGAAAUACGAAUAUAUGAACGAUUGUACGUAUAUUAAGAUUUGCUUUUAUGUUGUUUUAUUUGAAAUCCUGGCAUUUGUAACGGUUUGUUGACUUGUAGCAAUGCUGUUCCAACUGCUUGUUCCCAGCUUGUUGACAAGUUGUUGUCAAUGGCUGUUGACAAUUCGCUACAAGGUUUCUGAGCUCAACCGACUUGUUACGAGUUGUUCCAACAAGUUGUGAGUGACAACCUUGUAGCAACUUGAUAAAAUAACAACAUUGUUACAACUUGUUGACAAGCUUGCUACAAGUCUGUUGCGAACACAUCUUGUUGACAAUUAUUUGUGAGAUUUACAAUUACCUAUAUCGAGUGCACAUGGCCAAAAUCCUUUAUUAACAUAAUAAACUUUUUUCGUGUUUGAUUAUAUAUAUUUGUACUUGUAUGUGUAUUUUAAUCCAUAUAUAUUUUUUAUUUCAAGGUUUAAACACAAAUUUCCAGAGGACCCUAACGUAGUCCCGGGAGGAUUUUUAUCAGAUUGUAAUAAGGUAUGACAGAGACGAAGAUGAUCAUGAAAUCUCAAACUCAUUAAUAAUUCAUGAGUAAAUUAGCCAACCAUAUUGCUUUAUUUUGCUCACAUGAUACCUGUUGAAGUAUAUUGGUCCAGUCCUAGGUAGGGAUGAGCCGAUAAGGAAAAUUGCCGAUUACUGAGGCCGAUUAUUUAUAAGUCAAUUAUUGUAACUAAUCGGCCGAUUAAUCGGUACCCACCGAUUAUUUUAAAAAGCAAGGGAAAAAUCACAAGAUGACCAACAAUGAAGUUGUAAAUGCGGUUUUAUUGUUUACAAUACACACUUUGUACAAUUAAAAACAGCUUCAGUCUCUCAUGUCAAUAGUCAAAGUUUAAUUUUGGCAGAUUAUGGUGUAAAAACAAGGCACUGUCAGCUAUGCGGAACUAGUCUGCUGCGUUUUUUUAGUGGAAAUGUUCUCAGCUUCAUUUCGCUUGAGACAAAAGACACAGGUUUGGCAACAAAAUGUGAAAAUCUAUUCGCUUGUAUUCAGUAUUUUAGCAUGUGAUUGGCAGCUGCAGAAAAAGUCUUAUGGAAUAUAAUCUUAAGUGCUCUCUUUUUGAAUCGGUCCAAAAGAGAGCACUUAAGAUUAUAUUCCCUGACAUUUCUUAUUAUGAAGCAUUGCAGUCCUCAAAAAUCAAAACUUUGGAAUGUCGAAGAGAUGAGUUAUGUAGGAGAUUUAUCAACUCAACCCGGAAGAUAGCCUGUAAUAACAAUCCAGUCUAUAACAUAAUUAGACCCUCCCGAUCACUUGGCGAACAUGAUUACUUUUUACGUAGACCAAAUAAUAGUGCAACUGUGAGAACCUUCACUGAACGUUUCGAUAACUUUAUCACUAUUAAAUAUAUGUAAUUGUCCAAGUUUAGUCCUUUAUAUAUUGUAAUUAUGUAAAUAUGAAUUUAUACUGCAUGCUCAUAUUAUAUUUAUAUAUGUUAAAAUGUUAAUAUGCAAAUUAGUUCAUAACAUAGAAACAAUUGUAUAAUUCAGUUUUUACUGCAAAACAAUUGAUCAAUAAACAGAUAUUAUUAUUAUUAUUAUUAUUUGCCGAUUAUCAGGCAAUAAUCGGCCGAUUACCGAUUAUUUAAAAAACGGCCGAUUAAUCGGCUUUGCCGAUUAUUUACCGAUUAAUCGGCUCAUCCCUAGUCCCAGGACUAGUUCAAAAUUAAUUCAGUCCUUGGACUGGAUUAAAAUUAAUUCACCUUACUUUAAGUACUGAUUUAUUCGUAUGAGAUGUCCUCGGCUUCGCCUCGGACUGGAUCAAAUUGCGCGGACUUGAAAUCUGGUCCAGUUCGAAUUGGAGGAUUUGAAACUGCCUCCUCCGCAGGCCCUCGUUGUGUCAUGGGAAGGUCACGAUUUCGAGAGGGCCUGCGGAAUCUUGUAAAAUGAAUGAAUGUUGUUUUGAACCUACUUCGUUAAAGAAGGCAGUUUUAUUCGUGCAACGUUGGUGUGGACAACAAACCUUAUCGUUAAAAAAUGCUUCCUUCCACGUCCUAAGAGUCGCCAGUGUAAUUUACAAGUUUCACGCCGCUUUUUUAUAUCUGUUUAUAUUCAAGAUUAUGUAGAAAUUUACUUGCUGACGUGACGCCGGCGCCAUUUUUUUUACAAGAUUCCGCAGGCCCUCGCCAGAUCGUGACCUUCCCAUGAAGCAACGAGGGCCUGCGGAGGAGGCAGGAUUUGAAAUAUUAAAUAAAAUCCCCGUACGAAUGAAUAGUUUCCUGUCCUCGUUUCCCGAAGGUUGGCAAAUAGGCAAAACAAUGUUUUUGUUGAGAAAAUUUCCAACAUAAGUUUUUAAGCGCCGGUCAACGAGGGUGAGAGUUCAAUAAGUUCAUGAGAGUUAUAGCAGUCACGCAUUCAUGUGACGGGGACAUUUCAAGCUCUAGAUUAACAAAAAGUUUUUUUCAGGAUUCUCUGCAAGUUAUUCCAAACGCAUUAGUCGACAUCACAGUGAAAGAUGCCGCUGUUCUGAGUAAAUAUCAAUUUGAGCGAGUUGGCUUCUUCUGUAUUGAUUCUGAUAGUACGAGUAGCAAGGUACUGUACGCCUAU
This is a messenger RNA of Paramuricea clavata, 11848 nucleotides long. The record is from the annotation of a GenBank genome assembly. NCBI's taxonomy places the organism in Eukaryota, Metazoa, Cnidaria, Anthozoa, Malacalcyonacea, Plexauridae.